GUCGUCAUAUUUUUAUUCUGCGCAACGAGGUAUACGAGUUUACCCGCGGCGCUUCUUUCAUCAGUUUUCUAUCUUUUUACGUAUUUAUUUUAUUGCGUUUGCUAUUUAUUUAUUAAUAAUAACAAUAUUUUAAAAUAUUUACAUUUCUGCAGAAGAAUAUAGGUCAUUAACAGUGUAAUCGAAUACAUGAUACAGAAUUUUAUUAAGAAUAUUAAAAUCUCGUUUUCAAAACACGGUAUAUAAGUAAGAUGAUAAAGUAAAUUAUUUAUACAAAAAAGAUAAGGAAAAAAGGUAAGGUAAAACCAAUAUUUGCAAUACGUGAAAAUUUAAAUUUUUAUUGCUAUCUUUUGGCGGCGCUGGAUAUGUUAAAAAGGUCUUCUUUGUGAAGUCGAUUGGUAGUGUCGUUCGUGAUGUGACAAGUGUAAUUUUUUUACUCUAGUAUUAUUCAGUAAGAGUAAUGAACUAGAUAUUUGUUAUUUUUAUUUAUAGACAAGGUUUUACAAUGAUUAAACUCAUUCGACCACGAUUGAUAACGUUCGAUGUUACCGGUACAUUGCUCAUGACAAGGUUAGAAGAACCUUACAUGCAAAUUGGCUCGCAGCACGGCCUGUCAGUUGAUGCACAUAAAUUGGCGCGAAGUUUCAAACAUAGCUUUCAUAAACUUAGUACAGAACAUCCUAUUUAUGGGAAACACACGGGUAUAGGAUGGGAAAAUUGGUGGCGAAAGAUAGUUCAUAAUGUUUUUAGGGAUCAACACAAUUAUGUUUCGGAUGCAACUUUAGAUAAGGUUGCUAACAGUUUGAUAAAAUGUUACGGUACAAGUAUGUGUUGGCACAAGUAUCCGGGCACGAUUGAAUUACUGGAGUAUCUUCGCAAAAAGGAUGUGAUCUUAGGGGUAAUAUCGAAUUUCGACGAGAGACUGGAAGCGAUACUCGAAGACACGAGAAUACGUUUAUAUUUUUCCUUCGUUUUAACCUCCUAUGAUUUCGGUAUGGAGAAACCGGACACCUCGAUAUUCGAUGAAGCGCUUAGAUUAACAAAACAACGACAUAGUGUGGAUAUAGCUCCCCAGGAGGCGAUACAUAUUGGCGACUCUGUCAAUAACGACUACAAUGGCGCGAAAAAUGCAAACUGGAAUGCGCUUCUUAUUAGACACGAUAACGAUACUACGAACGAUAAAGAAGUCCCUGCGGAAAAUAUAUUUAGAAAUCUUGAUGAUCUGAAACUUUACUUCUCCAUGCUUCUUGAUGCCGAUAAAAAGCGUAUAUAAUUUACUACGACGAAUUAAGACAUAGUAAUUAAACAAUAAUUACCUCAAUUAAUUUUACGAAAACAUAAGCUUAUUGAUAGCGAAAUUUUAUUACAAUGACAAAUCGUACAAAUUUUUAUUCGUAUAAUUUUAUUUGGUACUGUGAAAUUAAGCAAUGAAUAUGUUUGUAAAAAUUUAGACUGUCAAAUCAAUUGUUAUUGUACAUAUAAAAUUAAAAUUAAUUUAAAUUCAUAACAUAUUGCUUAUAUGUUAAUCAUACUUUUAUUGAAUUUAUGUUUGUUUAAAUUACACUGACUGAAUGCGUAUAAUUAUGAUUAUUUGUAACAGAUAUAAAUAUUUUUAA
This is a messenger RNA of Megachile rotundata (alfalfa leafcutting bee), 1613 nucleotides long. RefSeq names its product rhythmically expressed gene 2 protein. Lineage: Eukaryota; Metazoa; Arthropoda; Insecta; Hymenoptera; Megachilidae. Gene Ontology annotation, cellular component: nucleus. The record is from RefSeq and is a predicted model, not a curated record.